CUAGUCAAAAGUGAGUAGCAACAACCAAUAAAUAAUAAUCAGUCACAUCAACCUGGAAAUUCCAACAUUUAAUUUUGGUCCGAGGUUGGAGAAAUUAAAUGUUAUAUUCCCCUCGAAAGAACAUGUAGGUGAACAUAAAGUUUUAUUUUUUCUAGUUUCUUGGAUCUUAGCCAAUCAGAAAGCUUGGAUUUAUUCAAUCAUAAAAUAAAAGCUACUGUAGACCUUAUAACCAACUGAGCAAAUCAAAACAAAAUAAAAAGAAAAUAUCAUAUUGCAGUAUUGCACCAUUUUCGCUAGUCUUGAAUUUGUUGCGGCAAUUCAUUUUAUCGUGCUCAAGGAUGAAUUAAGUUCAUUGAUUUGUACCACACAAAUUAAAAUUAAAAACAAAAUAAAACAUUUGAAUACCACAAAAGUCUACAGUGUAGCCAACUGAAAUAGUAAUCUAACACAAAAAUGGUCAAACACUUCACUGAACAUAAUAAUAGUUUAUUGAAAUUUUGUUUAAUUUGAUUUAUUCUUCUACUUAACAGCUCCAUGAUAAUCAAUAUUUAUUGUUUUCCAAUAAAUUCAACCCAUUAAGAUUUUUCACAGAGUAAAAGUUAACCAAACAGUUAUAAAUGACUGAAUUUAGAAUUGCAAUGUUGACCGUGGAGAUAACCUUUUCUCAUGAGUAACCCUUGGAGUCAUACUAUUCAUUUUCGUAAUUCAAUGCAAAGUCAUGUUUUAUAAAAUUACAUUCAUUGCCUUUUCUAGGAUCCUCGAGUAAAGGUUAAAAGUUCAACACACUAAAAUAAAAUUGAAAAAUGAAUUCCCUUAUAUUGCACAACAAUUGUUUUGUAAUAUACUAUCAAUUUAAUGAUUAGAGUACUGAAAUUUAAUGUUUGUAUGAUUUACACUGCUGCUGCCGACUGCUAUUGGAAACUGAAAUGACUUAAAAGCCUGGAUAUUGAAGACAAACAGAAAUAAAUCAGAACAUAUCUGCCCUAUUUGCAGUGGACUUGGGAAUCUAAUCUUUACCAAUAUUCUAGGACCAACAGUGCAUUAGACACUUUCGUAGGAGUUGACAGGAACUGCAAGCCACACUUCUCACUUUCAAAAUUAAUAAAGGGCUUGGAGUGAUGCUGUUUUAAAAUUAAAUUCUGUGAAGAACCUGAAAAUUGCUGAUAAAACCAAAGAACAAAAUGGAUUUAUUGUCUUGGAAAAUGUGGAUUUUCAUAAUAUAGUUAAUUAUGUACUCAGUAAGAAAUGAUUUCCUGGACUAGUUAUUCUGAAGACAAGUUUUGCAGCCUUGAUUCUAUUUCUUGGACACACCAUCUCCCCAGCCAUUAUGGAUGAAAUGAAGAACAACACUGAAUCUUUCUUUGACAACUGGACAGGAAAUGCUAAUGAAACCAAACAUUCCUUUUCAAGUAACCUGAAAUCUGAGCCUCUCUACGUUUUAGCAACAGAUUUAAUACGGUAUUGCCUCCCUAUCAUCAUAUUUGUUGGAACCUUUGGGAAUGUCUUGAGUUUUCUGAUUAUGGUACAGAGGGAGAUGAGACAGACGUCCACCUUCUUCUACCUUGCCACGUUGGCUGUUGCAGAUACUGUCGUUUUGUACUUGAGUGCCUUCAAGACCUGGAUCACUGUGCUCACGGGGUUUGAACUGCUACAUCAGAAUCCUGCUUCUUGCAAGAUCCUGAUUUUUCUUACCCAGUUUUGUGUCCACUUCUCUGCCUGGCUGAUCGUGGCUGUGACUGUGGAACGCUUUCUUGCUGUGUGGUUUCCCCUAAGAGCCACAACAAUGUGCAGUUUGGCCCGCGCAAAGUUUGUGACAGUCGUAAUCGCCAUGGUUUUCUUUUUAAUUAACAGCCAUGUUUUCUGGACAGCAGAACUCCGUACUUUCCGGAAUGGUCAGGUAAAAUGCAUGCCGUAUGCGUAUGAGAACGUUGCUUGUAAAGUAUUUCCCUGGAUUUACCUCGUUCUAUAUUCCUUCCUACCUGUUUUAGUAUUGCUUUUAUUCAACACUCUGAUCAUUGUAAGCCUUAUCAAGAACAAACCUUUGUUUCAAGCCAUGACCAAAACUGACCAACAAAUGCGGUAUGAUCAUCAGAAACUUGCCGUCUGCUUAUUAGUAAUUUCAUUCACUUGGAUCAUUACAACCAUGCCUAGACCAAUUUACCCACUCUUUAUGAAGAAACCAAAAACCAUUGAAGAACAAGCUGGAACAGUACUUGUGCGAACACUGUGCUUCAUUUUAAUGUAUGUCAACCAUGCUGUGAAUUUUUUCAUCUAUGGACUGACGGGGCAGAGAUUUAGGAUGGAGCUGAGGCGUUUCUUGUGUCGCGUUCACCUGCGGAAACAGCAGCCCAAGCCAAGACUAACAUUUAAAUCAAGUGGGAGUGGUUCUGGUCAGGAGAGUUCAUUUCCUCUUGUGAGCACACCUCAGACAGAGAUGGCUACCUUUGCUUGAGAAACAUUAGUUGUGUACCAGUGUUUAUUGUGUAAUAUCUAUUUAGUGAAUGUGCAAAAAUGCAAUGUACGUAUACAAUUUUGUUUUAUCCUUUCAGACUGAAAUAUUUAAUUACAUGAUAUCAGAUGAUCUGACAAUUCAUAAAGUUUAUAGUGAAUUUCUGCACAAACGUUUUAAAUGUGUGUCAGAUACAACUUUCCAGCAUCGCUUCACUAACAGGACAAUUCUUAAAUAUGCUUUCUGUGUCUGUGUAACAAAUUAUUGGUGAGGAUCCAUGCGAGCAUGAAGAAAUUGGCCAAUGUAUUCAAUAAAGUGAUCUGUAUCUUAUCAGUUGGUAAUUUUUGCUGCAUAAAUAGGGUUUAUUUUGUUGUGAGCAUGCAUAUUUGUGACAUCAUCUAAUAAAGCACUUCUAAAAUCAUCAAA
Messenger RNA from Ostrea edulis (European flat oyster), 2875 nucleotides. RefSeq names its product growth hormone secretagogue receptor type 1-like. Gene Ontology annotation, biological process: G protein-coupled receptor signaling pathway. Gene Ontology annotation, molecular function: G protein-coupled receptor activity. Bases 1328 to 2452 code for a protein of 374 amino acids. NCBI's taxonomy places the organism in Eukaryota, Metazoa, Mollusca, Bivalvia, Ostreida, Ostreidae. The record is from RefSeq and is a predicted model, not a curated record. Gene Ontology annotation, cellular component: plasma membrane. The transcript has a single exon.